AUGAAUUUGAAUCCGGGCAUUCAGAUCUCGAUCGAUCGUGGCGGCACGUUUACCGACAUCCACGCCUCAGUGCCGGGCCGCGACGAUAUCGUGCUCAAGGUGCUCUCGGUCGACCCGGCCAACUACAGCGAUGCGCCGACAGAGGGCGUGCGGCGGGUGUUGGAGCUGGUGACGGGACGGCCGCACCCACGCGGCCAGCCGCUGGACACGUCGCCAAUUGCGCGCAUCCGCAUGGGCACGACGGUGGGCACCAACGCGCUGCUGGAGCGCAAGGGCGCGCGCUCGGCCCUGCUGAUCACCAAGGGCUUCCGGGACCUGCUGCACAUUGGCAACCAGGCGCGGCCCGACAUCUUUGACCUGACCGUGGCCCGGCCUGAGCUGCUGUACCAGUCGGUGGUCGAGGUGGACGAGCGGCUUGUCCGCGUGCUCCGGACGCCCGACCUGGAGGCCGUGCGUGCAUCGCUCGAGCAGCUCUGGCUCCAGGGCUUCCGCUCGCUCUCCGUCGUGCUGCUGCACUCGUACCUCUACCCGCUGCACGAACAGCAACUCGGCGCGCUCGCCCGCGAGAUGGGCUUCUCCGUGGUCGAGUCAGCUGCCGUACAACCGAUGAUGAAGGUCGUGCCGCGCGGCAUGUCGGCCACCGUCGACGCUUACCUCACGCCCAUCGUGCGCGCCUACAUCGACUCCAUCUCGGCCAAUUUUCAGGGCGGUCUCGCGGCCGAGGGCCUGCGCUGCGAGUUCAUGCAGUCCGACGGCGGCCUCGUCGACUUUCGUCGCUUUGGCGGUCUUGCCAGCAUCCUCUCCGGCCCGGCCGGCGGCGUCGUCGGCUAUGCCCAGACAUCCUGGGAUGCUGAUGCCCGCAAGCCCAUCAUCGGCUUCGACAUGGGCGGUACAUCCACCGACUGCUCUCGCUUUGCCGGCACCUACGAGCACGUCUUUGAGACCACGACAGCCGGCAUUUCGAUCCAGUCGCCGCAGCUGGACAUAAUCACGGUCGCUGCUGGUGGUGGUUCCAUGCUCUUCUGGCGCAACGGCCUCUUUGCCGUAGGCCCUGAAUCUGCCGGGGCACACCCUGGUCCCGCAUGCUACCGCAAGGGUGGCCCGCUCACGAUCACCGACGCAAAUCUCUUUCUCGGCCGCAUCGCCCCCGAAUACUUUCCCAAGAUCUUCGGCCCCAACGAGGACCAGCCGCUGGGCACCGAGAUCGUGGCUGCCAAGUUUGCGGAGCUGACGGAGCAGAUCAAUGCCGACAACCGUGCUGCCGGCCGUGCAUCCUUCACGUCCGAGGAGGUGGCGCUCGGGUUUCUCCGCGUGGCUGCACAAGUCAUGGCACGGCCGAUUCGGGCUCUGACGGAAGCCCGCGGCUUCGACACUUCCGACCACAUGCUCUCGUGCUUUGGUGGUGCUGGCGGACAGCACGCCUGCGAUGUGGCCAAGGCCCUGUCCGUCACCGAGGUGGUCAUUCACAAGUACUCGUCGAUCCUGUCGGCCUAUGGGCUCUCGCUUGCCGAUCUCGUGCACGAGGAGCAGAAGCCGGCGGCGAUCUCGUUUGAGGCAGCCAACCUGGCUGUGAUUGGCAGCACGCUGGCCGAGCUGUCGGACGCGGCCAUGGCACACCUGGUCAGCCAGGGCAUCAAUGCGUCGCAGAUCCGUCUGGAGCGCUACCUCAACAUGCGCUACGAGGGCGUCACGGCGGCCACGAUGAUUCUACAGGACGGAGAACACCAGGACGGCAUCGAGUCGUUCCGAAAGCUGUUCGAAGAGCGCCAUCUGCGCGAGUUUGGCUUCGUCUUUCCCGAGAAGCGCAUCCUCGUCGACGACUACCGCGUGCGGGCAGUCGGCGUAGCCGCAAAGCACACAGAGAAGAGUCCGUUCCAGCAGGCAAAGGAGGCUCGUGCACGGCCGCCGGUGCAAGCAGCCAAGGCCGCAGCCACAGCUCUGGUCUGUUUCGAUGACGGCACAGCCGGACAGCGGGUUCCGACGAAUCUGUACCUGCUCGACCAGCUGCAGGCCGGCACGCACAUUGCCGGUCCAGCCCUGAUCCUAGACAAGACGCAGACCAUCUUGGUGGUGCCAGGAGCCACUGCGCUCAUCCUCGAUAGCACAGUUAUGAUCGACCUGGCUAGCUCCACCGCGGCAGCGACAGCGACACCAGGGGCAGCAGCAGACAAGAGCGUGAACCCGAUCCAACUCUCCAUCAUGGGGCACCGGUUCAUGUCGAUUGCAGAGCAGAUGGGCCGCACGCUGCAAAAGACAGCGGUAUCGACCAACAUCAAGGAGCGACUGGACUUCUCGUGUGCCAUCUUCUCGCCGGACGGUGGGCUGGUAUGCAAUGCGCCACACGUGCCAGUGCACCUCGGAAGCAUGCAAUUCUGCGUGCGGCAUCUACACACGGCGUGGGCCGGCCGUCUAGAGGACGGCGACGUGCUGGUGGCCAACCAUCCAACCAGCGGCGGGACGCAUCUGCCAGACAUCACGGUGGUGACACCUGUGUUUGACCAGGGCGAGAUUGUGUUCUACGUGGCCUCCCGCGGCCACCACGCAGACAUUGGCGGGACACGACCUGGGUCCAUGCCGCCGGACUCGCACUGGCUGUACGAGGAGGGUGCGGCGAUCUUUGGCGAGAAGCUGGUGAGCCGCGGACGAUUCAACGAGGCCCGCAUGGUGGAGCUGCUGCUGAAGGAGCCGGCGCAGCAACCGGGCAGCUCGGGCACGCGCAAGCUGAGCGACAACCUGUCAGACCUCAAGGCACAGGUAGCGGCCAACAAACAGGGCAUCCACCUGAUUCACGCGCUGAUCCAGGAGAACGGGCUGGCAGAUGUGCAUCGCUACAUGUAUGCGAUCCAGGACAAUGCCGAGGAGGCGGUGCGGGCGCUGCUCAAGAAGAUGCACGCAUCAGUGGCGGGCGAGCCGCUGCGCGCAGUCGACUACAUGGACGAUGGGACGCCGAUCGUGCUGACGGUGACGAUUGACGAAGCGACGGGCAGCGCGGUGUUUGACUUUACAGGCACGGGGCCGCAGGUGUACGGCAACACGAACGCGCCGAUCGCGAUCACGCACUCGGCCAUCAUCUACUGCGUGCGGGCGCUGUUGGCGUCAGAUGUGCCGCUCAACCAGGGCUGUCUCAACCCGAUCGACAUCCGGGUGCCGGCCAUGUCGAUUCUGGCGCCGUCGCCGUCGGCUUCGGUGGUGGGCGGCAACGUGCUGACGUCGCAGCGCAUCACGGACGUGAUCCUGGCGGCUUUUGGGGCCUGCGCCGACAGCCAGGGCUGCAUGAACAACCUGACCUUUGGCAUGGGUGGCCGACGGGUGGCGGCCGACGGCAGCGCGACAGUGGAAGCGGGCUUUGGCUACUACGAGACGAUCGGCGGCGGAGCCGGAGCCGGGCCGACGUGGGACGGCACCAGCGGUGUGCACACGCACAUGACCAACACACGCAUCACGGAUCCGGAGGUGCUGGAGAAGCGCUAUCCGGUGCUGCUUCACAGCUUCAGUCUGCGACCAGGCUCUGGUGGUGCCGGGCUGCAUCGUGGCGGCGACGGCAUGGUGCGCGACCUGGAGUUCCGUAUUCCCGGCAUCCAGGUAUCGAUCCUGUCGGAGCGGCGGACACGGGCGCCUCGUGGUCGAGCCGGCGGCAGCGACGGCGCAAUGGGCCGCAAUCUCUGGCUGCGCAAGAAGGACGGGCUGGCCAUCAGCCUUGGCGGCAAGGCGUCGGCGCUGUUCGAGGCGGGCGACCGGAUCGUGCUGCACACGCCCGGUGGCGGUGGCUGGGGCAAAGCCGAGGAGGAGGCAUGA
Messenger RNA from Grosmannia clavigera kw1407, 3795 nucleotides. Its product is annotated as hydantoinase. Gene Ontology annotation, biological process: glutathione metabolic process. The record is from RefSeq and is a predicted model, not a curated record. Gene Ontology annotation, cellular component: cytosol. The transcript is spliced from 3 exons. NCBI's taxonomy places the organism in Eukaryota, Fungi, Ascomycota, Sordariomycetes, Ophiostomatales, Ophiostomataceae. Gene Ontology annotation, molecular function: 5-oxoprolinase (ATP-hydrolyzing) activity. The coding region runs from base 1 to 3795 and encodes 1264 amino acids.